ACAAAGUUUCAGUUGUGGUCUGGCUAGGAAGCACCAAAAUUCAUUGUUUUCCAUUGCCGGGUGUUGUAGGAGCCCCAGAGGAGAGCCCAGGGGGCCAAGGAAUGGAGAGCGGGGACUGUGCAGGAGCCAGAGCAGCGAGAGAGGCCGGGCUGAAGGAUUUCUCAUUCCCAAACUUUGGCUGGAUGGAGGAGGAGGCUGUAAGGAAGAGGAAGAUGGCCCGGGACAUGCGGGCAGACAAGGAGGUGAGGAUGGAGACCAGGGAGGACAAAUCCCCACAGAAGAACCUCGAGGAGGAGGCAGAUUUGAGCGGCUCCAUGGGGCAGAAAUCCAACAGGGAGGAAAAGCUCCAGAGAUGGCACAGGAAGAGGGGCACCAAACCCAGCCCAGUGUGCUCUAAGGUGAAAGGCUGCACCCUGAGCCAGGAAGGUGGACAGAGCUUCAGCCAGGGAUUGGAGCUGGUGACCCAUGAGCAGCUUCAUGACGGUGAGAAGCCCUACAAGUGUUUGGAGUGUGGGAAGAGCUUCAGGCGGAGCAACACCCUGAUCAGCCACCAGAUGAUCCACACUGGGGAAUGGGCCUGUGAGUGUGGGGAAUGUGGGAAGGGCUUCAGCUGCUGCUCCCACCUUAUCAUCCACCAACGCAUCCACACUGGGGAGAGGCCCUAUGAGUGUCCUGUGUGCCAGAAGAGGUUCCAAACCAGCUCCAAUCUCCUCCUGCAUGAGAGAAUUCACACACAGGAGAGGCCCUUCCGUUGCCCCGACUGCGGGAAGGGCUUCAAGCGCAACUCCCACCUCAUCACCCACCAGCGAAUCCACACUGGGGAGAGGCCCUACGAGUGUUCCCAGUGUGGACAGAGCUUCAGCCAGAGCUCAGAGCUGAUGGUCCAUGAGCAGCUUCAUGAUGGGGAGAAGCCCUACGAGUGCUUGGAGUGUGGGAAGAGCUUCAGGCAGAGCUGCCACCUGAUCUGCCACCAGAGGAUCCACACCGGGGAAUGGCCCUACGAGUGUGGGGAGUGUGGGAAGGGCUUCAGCUACAGAUCCACCCUUGUGACCCAUCAACGCAUCCACACCGGGGACAGGCCCUAUGAAUGCCUUGAGUGUCAGCAGAGAUUUCAGACCCGCUCCACUCUCCUCAGGCACCAGAGGAUUCACAGCGAGGAGAGGCCCUUCCUCUGCCCCGACUGCGGGAAGGGCUUCAAGCAAAACUCCCACCUUGUCACCCACCAGCGCAUCCACACUGAUGAGAGGCCCUUCCUCUGCCCCGACUGCGGGAAGGGCUUCAAGCGCAAUUCCCAACUCGUCACCCACCAGCGCAUCCACACUGGGGAGAGGCCCUAUGAGUGCCACACCUGUCAGAAGAGGUUUCACAGCAGCUGCAAUCUCCUCCUGCAUGAGCGGAUUCACAGCGAGGAGAGGCCCUUCCGCUGCCCCGACUGCGGGCAGGGCUUCAAGCACAACUCCACUCUCGUCACCCACCGGCGCAUCCACACUGGGGAGAGGCCCUACCAGUGUCCCCAGUGUGGGAAGAGCUUCAUCAGCAGCUCUAACUUGACCCAACACCAAUGGAGUCACCGGUAA
Messenger RNA from Passer domesticus (house sparrow), 1577 nucleotides. RefSeq names its product zinc finger protein 501-like. Gene Ontology annotation, cellular component: nucleoplasm. Lineage: Eukaryota; Metazoa; Chordata; Aves; Passeriformes; Passeridae. The record is from RefSeq and is a predicted model, not a curated record. The coding region runs from base 102 to 1577 and encodes 491 amino acids. The transcript is spliced from 4 exons. Gene Ontology annotation, molecular function: RNA polymerase II cis-regulatory region sequence-specific DNA binding; DNA-binding transcription repressor activity, RNA polymerase II-specific. Gene Ontology annotation, biological process: regulation of transcription by RNA polymerase II.